Molecule: messenger RNA, 3474 nt
Organism: Aplysia californica (California sea hare)
Lineage: Eukaryota; Metazoa; Mollusca; Gastropoda; Aplysiida; Aplysiidae
Product: aminoacyl tRNA synthase complex-interacting multifunctional protein 2
Exons: 5
Coding region: 984-2537 (517 amino acids)
Cellular component (GO): aminoacyl-tRNA synthetase multienzyme complex
Source: RefSeq, a predicted model, not a curated record
CCGCCAUUCACCUGCGUGCGAGCGCGCGGGAUUGAGAUGCCGCGCGGAUCUCUUUAGCUCACUCAACGACGCUCCAGUUUCUUUCUUUCUCUCUUCCCUCGUCUGUAUUCUCUUCUUCCGCACAUGGUAUCCCCGUUUCGCACCAGCACCCCCUGCACUCCCCUUCACCGACCAAGCCACAACGCCAGUAGUUCUCAUUCUGUUGACCCGCGAUGCGUCGUUUCUGUGCGGAUUAAACGCGUGUUUCUCUUGGAGGAAAUUGGCUUUGCUGUACUUCACCCCCCCCCCCCCACUCUGGGGCCAACCGCUGUUCGUAGUAUGUUGGUGUGGUGAUUUACUCGAAUCACGCCCCUUCAGAGAGUCCGUGCGUGUGUGUGUAUGCCGUGUCAGACGCUUGUGGAAGAUUAUGGAGCCUGCCUCGUGAGCUGAGUGAUAACGGACAGAUUCACGUGUAAUGGGAAAUAAAUUCUUUCGCCACUUGAUGCCCAUACAUUCAUGGACGUGUUGCGCAAGUUUUCGUUUGUGUGGAGACCGAUUUUGACAAGCCGCAGAUUAUUGCGGAUUUUCGAGUAAUAAUUUUUUCGAUUGCUGAAACACAUAGAUCUUCCUCAAUGAAGCGUGAAACAAGUUUUCUUUACACAGGCUAGUGGGGGUUUUUUGUCAGAGAAUGUACUGUUGCUUGUGGUUUUCUGGGAAUAGAGGAAUUGCUGCUGUGUAAUCUUAUGUCAUUGGGAUUCGACUGUCCUAUAUGGCUGUUGCACUUGUUGUUCUGAAUCAACUUCAUGGCUCUGGUUUCGACCACAUUUUAAUAGCCAGGGACGAUCUUGUUCCAUUGUCGGUUGGACGUGUGAAAGUCCUCUAUCAGGCCAUUGGUGGUACCAAGCCUUUGUCACAGUUGUGGAUAUCACCUUCAUAAAUAUUGGAUAUCUCAUUCACAAUUAUUAGAAAACAUUGCUUUGUCCCAUUGACUUCGAGGACUAGUGAUGGGUAAUCAGGUGUCCAGGUGCGCCCACAGCAUGCGCAAGUUAUGGCGGCCGUGUGCUGGGAAACGACCUGAGGACGAGGCCAUGCUCAACACAUGUGACAGCGAGCCUCUGGACAAGCCCUUGUGCGACACCUCUGUGUCUGGCGGUUGCCGGGACAGCCGUAGCCGUAGCUGUAGCCGUGAUGGCAGCCACGCCUCGCUAGUCCGGCUCCACGACAAGAUGGAGCGCGUGGACUGCCGCAUCACUUCGGCGACUAACGUCUCUUCGGGUACCACGACGUCCACGCCCAAAUGCGGUCGCUUUCGGUUCUGCUCGUCCGGGAACAACAAGAACCACCACCAGAACCAUCACGUGAACCCGGGAUACCGGAGUUUGACGUCAUGCUGCGACGCUGAUGACUAUGAGGACGAGGGGAACGGCGGCGGCGACUGCGGCACGACUCGCUCUGCGUCCUCGGCGGCGGGAAAACGUCGAGUUGACCGAGAGUCCCAAACGAGCUUUGCCGCUGGUACCUGUGCGUCUGAUGGCGACGUGUCCCGGAGCACUGCCGCACGUGAACCGUGUGUGUUGAGCAAAGAGUAUAUUGUCAAAACGUACAGCAUCCAAAACGCCACGCCCUCGCCGGCCUCACAGAGCAAGUUCCCGUCCAGUGGACACACCACGACAUCACAGCAACAGGAGAAGAGGUCGGAGACAUCCCAAUCCGAGACCCAGGGUUCAUCUUCCGGUAACAGCCCACUGGCGACCUUAGAGAGGCGGCAAGAGGAUGUGUUGAAGAGGCUGGAACAGCUUCGCUCCUCCGUCUCCAAACUCAAACAGCAGUACAACGUGCAGGAUGAACCACCCAAGACAGCAACCACAGUCGCAGCCACAACCACCACUCCACUGGGCGCCAGCAGUACUGUGGCUUCUCCACUAGAACAGGGUCAAGUAAUGCUGGAUCUGGUAAUCAGCGCCGACCCAUCAAGUGUACCCCUGUCCCUGCUGGUGCUCUGUGGUCAGUUGUGUGAACGCUAUGCUGUACUUAAAGCCACGUAUGUCCACUCGAGCGUCUCGGACAGUGUGCCGGACAACCUGCGUGGUCUUCUGUCAUCCAAUGGUGGACUCAAGAGGUCUGACGCCCAGGUGGCCAUUACCCUGGUCUGGAAGAAAGUGGUCAACGGCCCCCAGUUGAUGGUGGACCCGACGAAGCAAACAACCAUCAUGGGUGAGGUGAACAUUGCACGGUACAUCACACGUCUGCUGCAGCCAGCGGUGGACUCAGAGGACGUGGUCAAAGCCACUCAGGUAGACGAGCUUCUAGACCUGGCUCAGCUACAGCUGGUGUCCGGCAAUGCCAAAGAGAAAGCGGCGGCUGUCAGGACGCUCAAUGCCAACCUCGGCAAACAGGAUUGGCUGACGGGAGCCUCGCCCAGCCUGGCUGACAUUGUGUUGUGGUCAGUGCUGCAGCAGACUGGUCAAGCGUCCAGUCCCCCGGCUAAUGUCAAGAAAUGGCUGGCCUUGUGUCAGAAACAUAGUCUGUUUCAAUCUGCUGUUGCCUUUGUCAGUUAAUGUUGUGUGUGUUUGGGAAGUAAUUUUUGUGACAACGUGCAAGGCAAUCUUUCUGCUGUGCGUGUGUGUGUGUGUGUGUUUGAGAUUAUGGGAAUUGAAAAAUGGUGUAAUAAGCCUUUCGGGUCAAUAAAAAGCGCCAUAUAGUAUAUAAUAUAACAAUUGUUCUCACACAACAAACUUCAUCUGUGAGCAUGGACAAAGCUUUGAAGUUAAUGACACUACUACUGCUGCUACUAACUUUCCGCUUCAGCGCACUUUGACACUUAAGUCCAGGGGUGGGCAAAACUGUUUGGAUCUGGGGCUACUUUGAUUAGGCCAUAAACAGCAGACGAUACAAAAUGUCACAGGCAUCAUUUUAAUGAAAUGAUAUAAUUUGUUAAAUUGUGAACAAAUUUUUGUCUCAUUUGCUCUACAAAAUCUAGUCUUGGCUCUAUAGUUUCUUGACAGGUGUGACCACUUUUAGUACUUUUACCAAAAUUUAUUUACUUCCUUUUUAAAAGCUUCAGUGAAAGUCUCUGGGUCUCCCAAAACCCUAUGAAGAGUCACAUUUGGCCUGUGGGCCCUAGUUUGCCCACGCUUGUCCUAGACUACUUUCAUUUCUAAAGUGAAAGAAAAAUGGUGCUACCUAGUGUAUAUAGUGCUCAUUUCCUUUCACAGAAAUGAUAAAAGCAGUAUUGAAAAUGGAAACAAAAUAUUGUGAAUAGUUUUUGUUGCUUUUGUUUUUACCUCAGCCCUUAAGAUAUUGAAGCUAAGAAUAUUGCUAUGAUUAAUCCUGUCAGCCGUUUUAGGGAUAUUUAUUGUCAGUGCAUCCUCUGUUCGCUCUCUCUCUAUCCUGCAUGUAUGAGUGAGACCCUAGAAAGAAUGGUCUGUUGUAAAUGUACUCUUUAUUGUUCUAUCUCUUGUCCCUGUGAUAAAUAAAUUAAAUGUAACAAAUGCC